AAGGAGAGAAUAAAGGUCAACCUAUUGCUCGUCCAUCACCCAUAGGUUUAACAGGUCCACCGGCUCCAUUAGAUUUUACUGAAUUUGAAGAAGAAUUUUUUGAAGAAUGGUUGCCUGAACCAACACCAGGGCAAAAACGAAAACUAGGACACAGACGAGAUGAUCCACCAACACCACCAUCACCACGACAACCCCCACCAGUUAUUCCAAGAAAGACGUUACCACCGAGAGAUAAUAAUGCACCACUAAUUGGAGGAUCCCUUCAGACAUCACCAUUUCUCAACGAUAAGAAAACAAAUAACAAAGAACACUCUUUCAAUUCACUCUUGCCAUUGGAGAAACAAAAUGAAAAUGAAAAUGAACAUCAAGAGAUCCAAGCACCUAUUGCUAAUGUAGCUAGAGAAUCGUCGAUGAUAAUAUCACCUUUGCAAAGUUCCACACCAGAGCCAUUAAUAAGAUCACCAUCAGUAAUACCAAAAAAUGCUAUAACAACGGCACAUAUUGCAUUUGAUUUUGCAAUUAUGCCCAUCGAAUGUAGAUAUCAUUUCAAACGAAUGAGACAAAGAUGUACAUUCGAAGCAAUAAAAGAUCAUCAAGAAUUUCUCGAAAAUAAAUAUAAGGCAUUAGAUAACGAGAGAGAAGAAAAAUUACAUUCAUCAUUUUCUCGACACGUAUGGACAAAAAUAGUUUCUUUAGUAAGAAAUAUUAUUGAAAAAGCCCUUGAUAAUAAAAAGAAUAGUGAUCAACGAAGAUUAGACAAUCUUUUACUCGAUCAGAUGAAAGAAAAAGCUGCACAACAAAUUAAACAUAGAGCAACUUUAACAGAACAACAAUAUAUACAGACUUUACAUGAAAAGUUUAUGAGAACACUAGAUCUUAAAUUACAAUUAGAUAAAUUAGAGAGAAGAUUCGUAGAAAAUAUGCCACCACCAUCCCUCAAUAUUUUCGAUAAAAUAGAACUACAUGCAAAAGGACUUAAACUAGACAACCCGUGUUUGAAUACACUUCGAGAACAAUGGAAAAAUGUAUUAAGGAAAACGAAAUUAGACCUAACAACUUUAAUGAGACGAGCAAAAGUAGAAGAAUUAGAGCAAGCUAGAAAAGAAUAUGAAGAAAUGAUAAAGAAUUUACCAACUUGCUUACAAAAAUCAUAUGAAACUUUAACUCACGUAGCACAAAUAAGACAUAACCAAUUUUCAAGAAAGAAACUGAAUUUUUUAGCAAAAAGGGCGUGCGCAACCAACGCCAACUAGUGCACGCCCUAACCCGACAUCAUCCAGGUUUCUCAAAAGCAAAAUUACAUCCACAUUACACUAAGAUAAAUUUCCCACCUCAAGCCAACAAUAAAGCUUUUAUAUUAGGAGACACAGAACAAAGAGUACUCAAUCUAGGACCGAAAUUCGUACCACCAGCACCAAAACAAGUUCUAGAACGCCUUCCGAACGAAAUAGAUCAAAUGAAAGAGAAAAUUUCAGCAGCAUGGAGAAGAACGACAAAAACCAUAGGACGAGAACCGCCCAUUGUAAAGAAAUUUUGCGAACGCAUAGAAGAAGAAAUUAAAAAGAUAGUCACAACAGAAAUACCAAGAGACCCAACAAUAGAACCGGCUAUACGUUUUUUUCAAAAAGUUCAAAAACAAAAGAAUAUCAUAUUUAGAGAAACGGACAAAUCUAAGGUAUUCCAUGCCGACACUCGUGAUAACUAUUUAAAGAAAUCAACGAUAUACAUGGAGAAAACCAAUGCCUAUGUAGAAAUAGCCAGCUCACCAUUAGAAGAUAUGAUAAAAAACACAGACAAAUUUCUACGAAAUUUAGUUUCAAAUAAGCAGAUGCCUCAAGCUAUGAUGGAAAAAUUAAGACCAUCAUUCACCGAUUCAGAAUUGCCUCAUUUAUACUACAAUCCAAAAGACCAUAAAAUUGAGGAACCGCUCAGACCUAUAGUCAGCGGCAUGAAAUCGCCACUAUGCAAGCUAUCGUCAUUUUUAGAUAAGAGUAUCCGCCCCCUGUUUGAUAAACAUACGCCAUACUCACUUCCCAACUCGAUAAUUUUUCUCAAGCAUUUGAAAGAUUUCGAAACAACACCC
This is a messenger RNA of Rotaria sp. Silwood1, 2083 nucleotides long. The record is from the annotation of a GenBank genome assembly. NCBI's taxonomy places the organism in Eukaryota, Metazoa, Rotifera, Eurotatoria, Philodinida, Philodinidae.